GCCGGAGCCGGAGCGGAGCGGGGCAAGCGGGCAGCAGCUGGGCGAGGAGCCGGCGCGCGCUCCACUGUAGCACAAAACUACAUCACAUAGAUUUGGUGAUGGAGACCAGCUGGACCACACGGCUGCUAAUCCUCUUGGCUGUUACUCUGGUUUCUGUCACAGCAGUCCCAGAAGAGGGACAUCUCAAUUUGACAGACAACAGCAUUAAUGAUGACAUAUCCCUCGAUUCAUUGGGCGUAACUAAGAAUAAAAUUAUGGCAGCGCAGUAUGACUGUUACCAGAAGAUUAUGCAGGCUCCUGCUCAUACAAUUGAAGGUCCACACUGCAACAGAACAUGGGAUGGGUGGUUGUGCUGGGACAGUGCUGCUGCUGGAAGCACCUUGGUACAAAACUGCCCUGAUUACUUUCAGGACUUUGAUCCAUCAGAAAAAGUUGUUAAGAGCUGUGACCAAAGUGGACGCUGGUUUGUACAUCCGGAAAGUAACAAAACGUGGACAAAUUACACUCUGUGUACCUCAGGAAUAGCUGUGAAACUACAGACAGCUUUGAAUUUGUACUAUCUCACUAUCAUUGGCCACAGCCUUUCCCUUGUUUCCCUGUUGAUUUCCCUUGGAAUAUUCUCCUACUUCAAGAGCCUGAGUUGCCAAAGGAUCACUUUGCACAAGAAUCUCUUUUUUUCUUUCGUGUGCAACUCCAUUGUUACCAUUUUUAGUCUUACGAGAGCUGCAAACAGCCAACAAUUGGUCACAGCGAAUGCAGUUGGAUGCAAAGUGGCUCAGUUCAUUCACCUUUAUUUAAUGGUUUGCAGUUACUUCUGGAUGCUCUGUGAAGGCAUCUACCUGCACACUCUUAUAGUGGUGGCUGUGUUUGCAGAGAAGCAGCACCUGCUGUGGUAUUACCUGCUUGGAUGGGGAUUCCCGUUGAUUCCCGCCUGCAUACAUGCUGUUGCGAGAGCCAUAUAUUUUAAUGACAACUGCUGGAUCAGGUCAGAUACUAGCCUACUGUAUAUCAUCCAUGGUCCUAUCUGUGCAGCUCUAGUGGUGAAUCUCUUUUUCCUGUUGAACAUUGUUCGUGUUCUGAUAACGAAGCUAAAAGUCACGCACCGCGCAGAAUCCAAUCUUUACAUGAAAGCUGUCAGAGCCACCCUAAUUCUAGUGCCACUGCUUGGCAUUGAGUUUGUGUUGUUGCCUUGGCGACCAGAGGGCCGUAUUGCCGAAGAGAUUUAUGAUUAUGUAAUCACGAUUCUCAUGCAUUAUCAGGGCUUGCUGGUGGCAACAAUUUUCUGCUUUUUUAACGGAGAGGUCCAGUCCGUUAUUCGAAGACACUGGAAUCAAUACAAGAUCCAAUUUGAUAGCAGCUUUGCUCACUCGGACGCAAUUCGCUCGGCUUCCUACACAGUCUCCUCAAUCACAGAUGGUCAGAGCUUCACUUACAAUCACGACUGCGCCAGUGAACAUUUAAAUGGGAAAAACUGCCACGAUUAGGAACACGUGGUUUUUAAAGUUGAGAAGUUAUAUGGCUGAAUGCAGAAAACUCUUUGUUCCCCUUCAUCCCAGUAAUAUUUUCAGUGGAUGAGCCGCAAGGACUUUUCUUGUCAAACUACCGACACGGAUAUUCUUGAAGGAUGUCAUGAAUUUCAAAGUCUUCCUCACAUGGCCGUAUGCGUUCGCAUAUCCUACAUGUGAGAGUGUGUGUUCUUGUUUUUUAUACUAGAGCUGGUUACACCCAUCAGCUGAUAUUUUAAACCCUCCUCUGAUUCUCAAUGUUCAGGGGAGAACUGGUUGAAAUUUUAAUUGGGAUCAGACCAGCUCUAGUUAUAUGCAUAUAUGUAUAUGUUUUGUGCAUAUAUGUAUCAAAAUAUAUAAACUUUUGCCUUUCAGUUUCUACUGUGUAGACAAAGUGGGCAGUUAUUUUGUAUGAAGGGAAUCAGAGAUGGUUUCCUAUUUUCUCAGAAGUUUGUAUCAUGACUGGGUUGUCUUUGAAGCCAUUUUGUUUUGCUCACAAAAGAACUUGUAAAUACUAUAUUUAUCAUAUUUUGUUGUCUUAAGUGUAGCCAACAAACGCAACCUAAAUAAGCUUUGAAAGCAGAUGUAAUCAUUGCAAAGCACUGUUCAGGUUAACUGUGCAACAUUUAACUCGGACAAAGAUGGAUUGUCAUAGAUAAUAAAUCUGCAGUAUAGAUGAUGACUCCAACCCAAUUAGUUAAGCUCUCUGCCUUCAAGAACUGAGGCUGAAAUCCGAUGCAGACUGGCUUGGAACAAGGCCUGUGGGACUGAACGGGUCUUGCUUUUGAGUAAGCCUGCAUGGGAUCAGGUGACAACUAGUAUCAGCAAGAUUGAGGCAUGAGUGGCCUUGUUUUAACCUUUGUCUUAAAUUGAGUGUGUAGCAAAUGCCCUGAAAAUCUGAGGGCUAAAGUUUGGUGGUGGGCUUCCUUCUUUUCUCCUUCAGCUCCUAAACAGAGCCUUUCAUAACCAAGAGUGUAGCCAUAUUCACCAAAUAAUUCCAUUCUUUUGUAGGUCUGGGGACUAUCUUGCAUCUAUGGAGAUGCUGACAUGGGUUUUCCCAUGUCUUCUAUGAGAGAAUCCAUUUCCCCCAUUUGUGAAUGCUGGUUCUCCAGUGAAGUGAUUCGAAAUACAUGAUUGUGCCUAGUAACCUUACAUCUACUACGGAUCACACAUAUGUUCUAAGAUAAGAAUUUAAAGCAGAGACAAUGGCAAAUUUGCAUUUAAUAAACGAAUUAGAUAUUUUGCUCACCUCAAGGAUGUUGCUUCUAUAGUUAUCUAAUUGUUAAAAAGUCAAGAUGCGGUUAAUGCUUUGGGCUACUGUCCGUCUCCUGGCUCAGAUGUUUAAGGCUAGGCAAUUCUGCUGUGGUUCAGACUUCCUAUGGUAUGGAAACCUGGCUGACAAUAUACAGAUAGGAAAGGCGAUGUGAGUAGGUCAUAGCUAUGUGGAAUCUGCUGAAAAUGGUUGUGGUUUCCUUUGCGUAUAUUGGACAGGUACGCAAGACUAAAAUCUCUCUUAAAUGUCUUGUUCCUUUGGAGAUUCUAGUCCUUGGAAUUUACAUCAGGUGAAUUACUUUGCAAUGAUUUAGUUACUGCAGGCUAGUGAGAGGAGGGGUGCUGAAUGAACUCUUUGAUCACCUCCACUACAAAUGGGAGGAAUCUGAAGUACUGGAGAGUAUUGCUUGGCAAUGGUGGAAAUGGAGAGGGCAGGGUCUGUCUAGUCCAAGUUUCCAAUCUGGAGAGUAGGCAGCAGCAGCCAACCGUGUACAAUAUGGUCAUCUUCUCUAUCAUAGGAUCAUAGGGUUGGAAGGUACCUCUAGGGUCAUCUAGUCCAACCCCCUGCACAACGCAGGAAAUUCCAACUACCUCUCCUCCCCACACCCCCAGUGACCCCUCCUCCAUGCCCAGAAGAUGGCAAAACACCAUCAGGAUUCCUAGCUGAACUGGCCUGUCCCCCUACCACCACCAGUGUGCUUGUGCUGCCACCAAGAUAGAAAAACCCUCCCAAGAAGAAAUCCAUUCUUGUAAAAUGGUAUCUAAGGGGGGGCGGGGGGGGGGGGUCACAUCUCUUGAUUAAGAAAACAAAUCUGGUGUAAACCAAGUCUAAAUGAUCACAAGUUUUUAAAGGUGGGCACAUAAGUUCAAGCACUUAACUUGGUAACCAUUGGGGAAGUAUGUUUGUUGGCUUCUUUAAGGGUUAGUUCUUUUAAAGGUCGUUAUUUUCCUUUUUGUCCUCGAUUUUCAUUCCCCUGAUGUCAGUGGGGAUAUUUGAUGGGCAUGCUGAGAAAUUUCUCAAGGCAUAUACUGAACGCUUUGCUCCAGAAAAGCUGUGGUGUAUUUUCCAACACCCUCUGAAAAACUGGCCGCACUCGUGAAUAUGGUUUAGCUGCUUAAAUCCACUGGAAGUGAAUGGAAGCUCAGUUGUGUGCAGGAUUUUAACCAAAGCCUUAUAAAAAUGCUUCUUAAGGUAUAUAUAUAAGGGCUAACUUAUGAUUCAAAUAAAGUUUCAUUUUCUAAAACCUGUUUCAAAUGGGCAGAAGAUAUUUUAACCUCCAUUCGAGGGACUGUGUAGAAUAUAGAAAGGAUAUAGUUUUAUAGGUUACCAUAGAUGGCUCCAACAUGUACCUCAUUUGUUGCGAGACAAAUUAUGCCUAGGUCUUUGAACAACUGGGGAAACAUAGCAAGCUUGGGUAUUUAAUAUUGGUCCACUUCAGGAUGCCAAAUAAAUUAUUUUCUCAACAUUGCUUAGGAAUAAUGUGCUAUCAAGAGUUUCUUUAGAAAUCUUUCUUGAGAAUAUAAAAAGCCAUGUAAUGCACUUUCAAAGGAACACUGAAGUAAGUGACAAAAUAUAGGAAUGUCAGCAUAUCAAUAUCUGUCCUCCAAAUAAGGGCUGUUUCCACACGGCUUACCUUGUUCUGGAAAACAGUGAAAUCUCGCGCAAAAUCUCACGAGAAGACGCUGUUAUCGCAUCUUCUCGUGCGAUAACAGCAUCUUCUCACGCGAUUUUGUGCAAGAUUUCGCUGUUUUCCAUAAUAAGGUAAGCCGUGUAGAAACGGCCAAGGAGUCGGCAUUUUCUGUAGUAUAAUUCAGGAUGGCCCAGGGCAUUAUUUUGUUGCUUGCUCUUUUUCUGAGAAGUGCUUUAUUUGAUAAGUAACACUGCUGUUGGCAUUUCCUUUUUAACUGAUGAUGAUAGCAGAAUUUUUUUUGUGUGUGUUAAAAAAAAAAUGCUGACAGGAAGCCAGAUAAAACCUUGCUUGGAAUACCGUGUGCUGUGCCUUUGUGAAUUUUUAAAAAAUGCAAAAUAAAAGUGUGUGGCAGAAGGCAUAUGGAACUUUCUGAAACUUUGGGAGCGGAGAGAAUCUUUUAAAAUCUGUAGGUUAUUUAAUGUGAAAUGAAGAGGGAAGUUCUGCUACAGUCAUUGUUUAGAAAAUUAUCAUAGGGAAAGUUUUUAUGAUUUAUAAAAGCACCUUCGUCUUUCUGAAACCUCCUUUCAUGUGAAACUCGAAGUGUUUACCUUCCUCUCACUUCAAGGUUGAACAUUAAUUGUCAUUUAACAGGCUUCAAUGGGCAGCUAAUUUGUUCGCCAUUAGAAUGCUUAAAGAUGUGAAAGGUUCUGCAUUAUUUUUCAUUUUGAUCACUCCAUCACAUUCAGAGGGAAAUACUAGGAACGCUCAAUGAAUAUUUUCUCUUACUUUCAGCAUGCUCCCAGAUGGAGAUUUGACUUCCUCUGAAGUAUUUACUUGAGUGUUAGAAACUUAAAAUAAUUGUAUUCUGAGGGCUCUUUAUUUUGAAAAGCAUGGGUAUUCUUAAGGCUGUGAUUCCAUGGAAGUGCAGGGGAAAUUCACCUGCUUAAGAACCUUGGCUUUCCUUUAAUUCUCUCUUUUUAAAAAUGUUUUUAUUCCUGUGUCAUGUAUAGCCCUUCUGAAGAGGCAUAGUUUUCACGAUUGAAAGCGUGUAGACGUGGAGGUAUUACAAAAGCAUUCAAAUGAUUAUAGAGCUGUUCUCAAAACUAAGCAAAAGAAGAAUAAAUUUUGGAAAAGAAUACACUCGCACAGUUUCUCAAGGCCACAGAGUACAACUUACCUUAGUUCCAGAUUCUAAUAUUUAUUAGUUUAACAGUACACACACAUUCCUGGCUGUACCGUGGGUGUCUGUGCCUAAAGUUGCAUAACGAUACCAUAUUUUGAUGCAUCAUUCUUGGAGAGGUGACACACAAGUUCUGGUCUUCGCUCUACCCAUGACAUCACCGCGAAAGACGGAUGUUUAUGCUAUAACUUUUCCCCUGGAAGUGGGUGUGGUGAUUUGAGUGUAUCGAUGCCUUUCCAAAUCAACACAAGAAGAGGCCUUUUGAUGGGCUGCCAGUCCCUCGACGAGGAUUCUUCUUCAUAGAUUUGAACUUACGGCUGCUUGGGUGACAUGAAUCGAAGGAAAAUGUUGAUAAUUGUCUCUAAGGCAGCUCCGUGGAGCUUUGUAUGUGCUAUGACUUUUAUUGUGAUUUUUAAAGCAGCAACCUUUCUUGCAAAACAUUCACAUGAUACAACACAGUUCCAAACACGAGCGACGGAAGUUUUUAAGCGGCAUGGAACAGUUUGUGACUGAAGAACGGUUUCUAUGGAGUCUAAAAACUUGCAUACCGCUGCAACAAUAAAGUGUUUAAAACCUUCCCUCAUUUAAGUGUCUCAUUCUCAGGGCAAGUUCAAUAGGAAUUCUUCUAAUGAAACUGCAUAGGAAAAACAUGCCCUCUUGCACAGGUUGCUAUCCACCAUGGGCAGACAAGGAACAGCUGGAAGCAUUUGCGUUUGGGCAGCUUGUAAGCACAUUCAUUUAGGGCACCUCGUAGUCACAAAAAAGGAUCAGUGCUCUGUAAGUGGGACAUUCUUGCCUUUAGGGCUCAUACCCCCCC
Messenger RNA from Eublepharis macularius, 6405 nucleotides. It is a transcript of the gene CALCRL, whose product is annotated as calcitonin receptor like receptor. Gene Ontology annotation, molecular function: calcitonin gene-related peptide receptor activity; adrenomedullin receptor activity; calcitonin receptor activity. NCBI's taxonomy places the organism in Eukaryota, Metazoa, Chordata, Lepidosauria, Squamata, Eublepharidae. Gene Ontology annotation, cellular component: plasma membrane. Bases 99 to 1484 code for a protein of 461 amino acids. The transcript is spliced from 13 exons. The record is from RefSeq and is a predicted model, not a curated record. Gene Ontology annotation, biological process: angiogenesis; adenylate cyclase-activating G protein-coupled receptor signaling pathway; cell surface receptor signaling pathway.